Molecule: messenger RNA, 747 nt
Organism: Funneliformis mosseae
Lineage: Eukaryota; Fungi; Glomeromycota; Glomeromycetes; Glomerales; Glomeraceae
Source: the annotation of a GenBank genome assembly
AUGACAAAUCAACAACAGCGUCUAGAUAACAACACCGUUAAUUCCAUUACAUUCUUUAACCCUCCCUAUAAUAUUCAGCAUACAACAUAUCAACAACCGAAUGAUGGGGUAGAUGGCGACAUGAUCACUUCUCAUAAUAUUCAACAUGCAAUGCAAGAACUUUCUUCUUCUUCUUCUUCUUCGACUAUCUAUUAUCAACAACAAUCGUCUUCACAAUUCCGACAUCCCUAUCCAACAACAUCAUUACGAAAUUCCCAAUUUACAACAAUUACUUAUACGAUUCCAUCAAUUACACCUACUUCAACUAAUUUAAAAUACAAUAAACCUCAAACAUGUGCAACUUCAUCUAAUAUCACUCCCAUUAAAAUUAACGACGAAAAAAGAGCUCAAAGGAAAGAGAGAAAUCGUAUUGCAGCUAAAGAGUGCAGAGAACGCAGAAAGGCCUACAUAUUGAAUUUGGAAAAUAAAGCAAGUAGCCUAGAAGAUGAAAAUUUGAAAUGUAGGCAAAGAAUUUUAGAAUCAAAGACCAAGCUAGAAUGGAUCGAAUCCAAAAGUCAUGAAAAUAUUCAAUUGAAAAAUUUAGUGAUUUCGCCAUCAAUAAUGAUUUUAAACGAUAAGUGUAUUAAAGGAGACCAAGAGGGAUUGUUAAUUUCUAAGAUCGAAGUGCUUGAAGGGGUUAAAGUAAAGUUAGAUCAACUUGGAGAAUUUGGUAAGAGUGUUUGUUUCACUGCCGUUCCCAUCACAUGA